UUUGUGAACUAAACGACGUCGGCUCUACAACUGUUUAUAGCGUCGGGAGUUAUUUCUCAUUUUAGUGUCUGCCUACUUGCUGUGCUUGUGUGAGGAGAAGGGAGGGGAAAGAGUGGAGUGCUCUAAUGCCACCUCCACUUCGCUUUCUUUAACUGUUUUAGUUAACCUACAUUUAAGACAGGGGAAGAACGCUGAUAGGAAGUGCGGGCAGUAGAGCACAAUACAUCCGACCGGUGUUGUUUAUUUUUCUCUGUCUCUCCGUGUUGUAUUUAUUCUUGGCUGGCCGCGGACCUGUGCGCGCGCACACACGCAUGACAAGGUUGAAUUGGACCAUAGCGUUAUUCAGCGGUCUUCAAUAGCUCCCAAUAGAUUUAAAGUAUUGUAAAUGGAACUUUGCCAUUUACAAGACCGGUGCACGUGGCAUGCUUUAAGAUGCCCCUUUGAAUAGAAAUGAGAAAGUGCUAUAUUUGUUAUGAAUUGCCCUGGCAUUUUAAGAAUCAUUAACAAAUAAAUCAAUACAAAUAAAUCAAUAUCAGCUUAACUGUCUUUUACACUGAACUUUUAGACUUAUUAUGGAGAUAUGUGUACUGUUGUAUGUAAAUAGGAAAUGGUUAUUUAACUACCAAGUCACAUAUCUGUCCUAAUUCUAAUCCUAAUUCUCCUUUUUUCUCCCUUCUGUUUCCAGUUUUACAUGCUGAAAAUGCAAAUGUCUACAUGUUUUGAAUGCAAACGUAAAUGCGGUGGAUUUAUGUUUUGAAGUUUGCAGCGCUGAUGAUCUCCAACUGGUUGUGGUCGAACCUGCAGAGCUGAACCACUACGCUCCUCUGUCAGCCUACACUGUGCAAGGAAGACACCUGAUUUCUCCGAAGGCAUCCCUACUGCACUGAGUUGGGAUUCACCAUGUUGCUGCGCGUCAUCCUUAGCCAAGACGACAUCCGGAGGAUAACAAUUGACAGCAUGCCAGAGACUGUUGAUGGCCUUCACUUGAUGCUGAAGAACAAGCUUGGAUUGGAAGGUGACUUGGUGGUGCAGUUCCAAGAUCCGGAGUUUGAUAAUGAGCUUUGCAACUUGAGUAGCAUGUCAGAGCUGCCUAAGGACAAAGUGACUUUGAAAGUAUACAGCAAGAAUCUUGAAUCUUAUCAUACAGACUCAACCUUAGACACGGCAAGCCUAUCCACAUCCUCUGAGGGAAGCCCCAUCCCCUCUACCAGUCAUACCCGUCAGCUGCCACAGCCAUUUGACAUCCCUACUUUUUCGUAUGAUGUGGAACUUAAGUUGAAGAAAGGAAAUGAAGCCUUCCAUGAAGAUGGAACCCUUCUUGAUGUGUCCAAAGACACAAAAUCAGACAUUUUGGAUAAAAUAGCGGAAGCCAUCUAUGUCCACAACGCAUACCCAACACGUGAAGAUUAUGACUUGGUGUCACAAGCUCUCGUCGACAAACAUCCCUGUCUGAGGGAACCAGGAUCUGUCAGCGGUUGGUACUGUUGGAAAUUUAGCUUGAAGUUCAAAAUGGGAAACUUCAGACAGAAGCUACGAUUGGCUGGAUGCCCAGAGCUCAAGAUCAACUCACGCUCUUCAGGUACACCUGGGAAAGGAAAACUUAAGAGGGCCAGAAAAUCUGAAGUCAAUUUCCUGCCAGACAUUCCAGUGGGAAAAACACAACCUUCCCUCGAAGAGGAAAGAACCGAGAUGGUCACCGAAAUGAAGAAAAGGAAAAUUGAUUGGCAGAAAAUAAAAGGAUUGAUGACCAGCACUUUUUCUUUACGGAGAAAAGAAAUUGUGGAGGAUGAGCCACCUGUGGCGGAUGUCAGAGAAAGAUGGCCGGCACUGUUCUCUGAACGUCAGAUUGAAGCAGAGUUUGCUCGCCUUACGUCUGUUGACCUGAAAGACUCCCUCUUCGCUGGCCUUGACAAGUAUCUACUGAGGUUCCUUGGGGUGUACAGGGCCAGGAUGGGUCUGGUGGAGCUGAACAGCCUUUUGAGGACUCUGGACAUUGACGGUUCCAACCAAAGGCAAAGGGCAGUUGUUUUGAUGGGGCUCCCCCACUACUUAAAAGAUGGGUCCACACUGUACAAGAAAGUACAGGUCACAGAUGCAGAGGAGGACUGGACAAAGGGAAUGGCAGUCGGCAUCCUCAUGGUGGCACAGAUUGAUGAGCUGGUCCGUUUCGCAGUGGUCCUCGAGGAAGAGAUCAUCUUUCCAAGCAUAAGUGAUUUCCCAACUGCUGUGGCACUGCUGAUGGGUCUGCUCUUUGCCCUUAACAUCGACUACCCCAGGGGCCUUAGGUACACUUUUGAAGUUAUUCAGAAGGUGCUUAUGGACAUUGGUGGAGGGCAAUGCUCUGCCUUGGUUCAUGGCUUAAAAAACCGACUCUUGAGGAAGAAAAUGUAAGCUUAAAAAGCACAGUUUACGCAAAAGUGAACAUUGUUGAGUGUUAAAUGGACUCAUUUAAGGUUAGGUGUUUGCGAUCUGAACAAAGCAAGGUUCUGCAUUGGUUCAUGGUGUAAGAACUUAAGUUGUUGAAACCGUGCAUGUUUAAGAGUUCAAGCAGAGUUUACUGUGUUUUGGUAACAACCAAAUGUCACCGCUGUAGAAGAUUUAGACACUGUCUAGAUGUGGGGGACAGCAAUACAGACAAUUCUGGGUUGUUUACUUGCUGAUAAUUUUUUAUGCACUUUUUGUAAAUCCACAUAGUUGCAUGGCAACAAAUUAUUAUUUUUUCAAGUUGACACCACCUAUAUAUAAUGUGUAUUUUUGGUAGUCAUUUACAACUUGAAAUGCAUAUUUUCAGACUAGUUUUCCCCCUGCAUCCCUUUUUUAUGUUUUGUUGCACUAUUUGUAAAAGCUAAUUGUUGAAUGCCAACUAAUGUUAUCACAAUACAAAUCUGUAGGAGAAAUUUGGGGGAGGAAAUAAUUUUAGGAUUGAUACCUAAAUUAAAUUCAUUAAAAUAACAAGUAUUUGGUGAAUAUGUGUGCAUAAUACAAUUGGUAACAAAAUAAUAUAUGCAGAAAAGGGCUGUAAAAAUCCUCAGCAGUACAGAUUUGUUAUUUUGAUGAAAUGUCGGUACAGUUGUAACUUGUUACUGUUUUGUAUUUUUUUAUAUGUGAAGAUUUCAUCUUCAGUAAAAAAAAAAGAAAAAGGUAGGCCUACAAUAAAACUGUUGGUCUGUGACUGCCAGAAUCUCUGGUGUAAAGGCUCGUCAUUUACUCUUGAAAAAAAAUCCUUAGACGUAAUGAAAUGUGAUGUAUGCAGAUAAUAUGUAUUGAGCAAUGUUUUUACAGGUUAAAAAGAAAUAUUAUCCACUUAGAAAUGUAAGUAGAUCUUAAUAAGAGUAUUUAAGAUAUUGGUAAGUGCAAAUAACUAGUACAUCAGUUAAAUUAACUUGUAAAUUUAUGUAAACUUGAUUGAGGUUUAUAUUCAAUAAGUUCAUAAAUUUAAGUACAACUCACUAGUAUUGCAGUUAAAUCAACUUUUAAAUUUAUGUCAUCUUGAUUGGGGUUUGUCUUCAAUCAGUUCAUAAAUGUAAGUACAUCUCACUAGUUUUGUAGUUACAUCAACAAGAAAAUGUAUGUUACUUAUACUGCUAUUUAAGUUUAAUCAACUAAUACAUUUAAGUAGUUUUGACUCAAGAUGAAGUUAUGUCAACUAAAGGUUUCAAGUAAUAUAGACUGAAGAUGGAGUUGAGUCAACUAGAAAUAUCUAUUUAAGUUAACUUAUUGUCUUAGUUAUCUUGACAUAAAAUUUCAAGGCA
Hypomesus transpacificus is the source of this 3752-nucleotide messenger RNA. RefSeq names its product sterile alpha motif domain-containing protein 3-like. NCBI's taxonomy places the organism in Eukaryota, Metazoa, Chordata, Actinopteri, Osmeriformes, Osmeridae. The coding region runs from base 901 to 2391 and encodes 496 amino acids. The record is from RefSeq and is a predicted model, not a curated record. The transcript has 7 exons.